CGUACGGCGCGAUGCAUGUUGGGAGUUCGGCGCGCAAUGGCGGUUCCCAACCUGCGGGGCCGGCUAGCGCGGCUUGGAAACUCACAGAAGCCUGUACUGAAACCCAGCAGACCCCUCAUUCUAGCUAACCGAGUGGGAGAACGGCGCCGGGAGAGAGGCGAGGCAACGUGUGUCAUGGAGAUGUCAUUGAUGAUGGCUUGCUGGAAGCAAAAUGAAUUCCACGAUGAAGCGUGCGGAAAAGAAAUCAAGAACUUCUUCGAUUGUGCUUCAAAGGCUGAGGCAUCCCGAAAAAUGAAAUCAACACAGGAGAUCAUGGGAGAGCUUGGGAGUUUACACCCCAAGAAGUUGAAUAAAUUAUUACAGAGGUUUCCUAGUAAAUCUUAUGUCCUCUGAAAAUGGAGAAAUACUGUCACUGACUGGACUGUAUUUUCUGAAAGCUAUGAAAAAGCUGUUUUUAAAGAUAGUUGCACUGGCAUCUUUUUGAAGGACAAAAGUAGGCAAGACCUUUUUUCCACUUUGUAAUCAUGGUCUGCGAAUUAACCAUCUUGAAUGAAAUACUAUGAAGAGAAUUUGACCUUUUGUUGCUGAGUUAUAUACUCCCUUCAUACUUGAACCAUAUAUCUUCCUCUAGAUUCUGGAAGUUCUUUGCUCCCUGAUUUGCUCUAGGAACCAGAUAAAAAACCUUUGUGGCACAGUGGAUAAAGUAUUGGACUUGCAAACAUGAGUUCUCUGGAAUACAGUGUGCCAGAGUGAUUCUGUGGUUCUCUCUUAAAAUAAAAUAAAAAUUAUAAAAAGAAAAACACCAA
Erinaceus europaeus (western European hedgehog) is the source of this 806-nucleotide messenger RNA. It is a transcript of the gene CHCHD1, whose product is annotated as coiled-coil-helix-coiled-coil-helix domain containing 1. Lineage: Eukaryota; Metazoa; Chordata; Mammalia; Eulipotyphla; Erinaceidae. The record is from RefSeq and is a predicted model, not a curated record. Gene Ontology annotation, biological process: mitochondrial translation. Gene Ontology annotation, molecular function: RNA binding. The transcript is spliced from 3 exons. Gene Ontology annotation, cellular component: mitochondrial ribosome; mitochondrion; nucleoplasm. The coding region runs from base 16 to 393 and encodes 125 amino acids.